UUUGGGCAUAAAGUUUGUAAGAACUUCUUUGUUCUUACAAACUAAGGAACAAAAGAUUCUGUCUUGGUUUUUUUGUUUUCUUUUGCUUUUCUUUUAGGUUCCUACUUUCCUCUCCAACUAGCCAGCUCAUUUAAAGCUAAAAUCUUACACUUGGCAUGGAGGCUGUUUAUAUUCAACUCAGCUGAUGUAUCACUAAAUAAAAAGGUAUUCAGGGAAGCAUGAAAAGAUUCAGUAGGAUGAAAUAGCAAAGCAUAAGGGUUUAUGUCAUGCAGGAGCAGCCUUUGAAAGCUAAAAGGAACCUAAAGAAAGAGGCAUUAAUUGUGGGAAGUUAACAUGUAAAAUGGGAAUCAGAAGAGAAGAUUCUUCAAAUCCUUUCAGCUACUGAAAGCAUUGAUUCAGAGGUCUUCAGUUUACAAGUGAUCAAGUAUAAAGAGAGAUAGAAAGGAAGCUGGUUAAGCAUAAAGAAAAAAUUUUGAAGUGGCUGUUAUGUACCUCCCCAUAAUCAGCUGUUUGAAAAGGGUCUCUUAUCUCCUACCCUUGAGUGUGGUUUUAAAUCUAUUUGACCAGAAUUGUUGAUUAUUUAAGGUAUCCUGGAUGACACCUGAGGGUGAGACAUAGCUGAAGUGAGUAUCCAUGCACUUCUAUAGAUAAGAUUGCAUGCAAGGCCAUGCUGAAUGCUGGCUUGCCUGUUGACUGAAAGGGCUAACUAUUCACAAGUUUAAUUCAAGUCAUCUUCCUUCAAGUGCUUCUCUGCUUUGGUUAGGUUUUGAACAAUACAUAGGUCACUUUCUCUGUGUCUCUCCAUCCUUAUUUACUGAUUGCUUGGAGAGCUUCAUGCAGAUCUUGAUGAAAACACAUUCUGGCUUUUGUACUCAAUUGCUUGGUUUCACCUGGGAAAUCUGCACACAAUUGUAUCUGACGAUAACCAGUUCUCCUGGAGAAUCCUUUGUCAUCCUCUGAAAAUCCUUUCCUCUUUGAACACAAGAAGAAUAAACAAAGACUGGAAUAAGCUCUCAAAUGCCAAGCUGAGUGCCUCACCAUCUGCACUUGGAACAUCCACAGCACACCUACUUGGACUGUGCACAAGUACACGUCCUUUCUAUGGAAACUGGAAUGGUGAUGCAGAGAAUGAGAAUGCCUAGCUCUCAUUCUGACACUUAAUCCUGACAAAUCUGCAAAGUACUGCUAUGUGGAUAUUUGUUAGCAAUGACUGAUGUGGAAUCUACAUAUGCAGACUUUAUUGCUUCAGGAAGAACAGGUAGAAGAAAUGCAUUACAUGACAUACUUGUGUCCUCUCCGGGUGGGAACUCUAGUGAACUAGCCUUAAAGUUAUCAGAGCUUGAUAUAAACAAAACAGAAGGAGAAGGAGAUGCACAACGAAAUCCAAGUGAGCAAACUGGGGAGGCCCAAGGGGAGGCAGCAAAGCAAGAAAGCUGACAUCCGACUUUGACUGACUGAAGCAGCUGCUGGAUGUUUUCAGACUACAAGAGCAUGCUGGAACAAAUUUGUUUCCAUGAGCAAGCUGGUGGAAAAGAAAGUGCAUGUGUCUUCACUGCUGGAACCCGCUCAACACAAUGCUAAAAAUGGGGGUGCAAGCUGUGGCAGAAGACAGAAUUUUCUCUACCUCUGUCAUUAGCAAUGGUUGAACAUGUGUUGAUUUUUUUGGGAUAGUGUCAUAAGAUGGAUCCCUUCAUAAUGACUACUUGAUGGGAACACUUUUAGAGAGUAGAACAGGUAAAUCUUGUAGCAAAUGGCCUUUGAAACAUCAGAGGAUCUAAUUGUGCAUCUUAAGCAAAGGCUUGUGUGAUCCUCAGAGUUUAAAAUUCUUUGGCCAAAGUGUUCACCCAUUAAAAGAACUGUAAAGAAAGCACUGUUUUUAGAACUUUGCGUCUGUUUUACAGCUCUGUUAUUUACAAUGGUUUUUGUAUUGUAUGACUUAGAUGCUCCACACUGCCCCUUCUCAACUGCUUAUGAAGGAUAUUUCUGUUACUGUGAAUUUUUCUACCACGCGUUUUGAAAGGGCUGGGUUUUUGCAUAAUGUGGUGAUGUGCACAUGAUAGAUUUAAAACGUCAACUGCUAAAUUGAUUAUGCCUAAACCGAAAUGACUCAGCAUCCCUCUAAUCUGUUACUAGAUGAGCCUUCAAAAUGAUUUGUUAAUGUGAAUACUUCAGCGUGUUUUGUGUCCUUGGUACAGUUUUGCCACUUGCCUGUAGCUAGUUGCAUAUCAGAGACUCAAAUUUGAAUAUUUUAUGUUUUCUUCCCCAUUUUUCUAAUUUUAUUCCCAAUUUCUUAAUCUUUCUCCGAGGUAUUUUUUAAAAUGUUAGUCCAAGUAUUUUAUUGUUAAGAUAGUUUUAAGAAUACAUUUAUAACCUUAUAUAGGUUAAAAUUCAAACAAAUUCCGUGGUGCUAGAGAUUUUCCUGGUUCACAUGUUAAGGAUGGGCCUUGUUUACACGCAGGAAAAUAACUGGCAUAGGUUAUUGCCAAUUACGUAUUCUGGAAUAAGUUUUAGAUUGCAGGAUAGUCCAGCUAGUGGAUCGUGGGCUGGAUCCACCUAGGGAGAGUAUUUUUUCUAUUCCUUGUCUUUGCCUCAGUUUAUCAGGCUGUUGAGUUUGCAGAGCCAGCAGCCUGUUACUGAGGCACCAGGUUACAGCCAAGCACUAGAAGCUGCCUCAGCAGCCUUUUGGCUAGGAGGAAAAGGAAGUGAGAGACUUGGCAUCUAGCACUCUAAAGACUGGAUUUUUCCCAUUUCAUUUAUUCCAAAAUGACAGUCCUGGACCUUGUUUGAAAUACCAGGAUAGCUUGUCCAUCCAGGAGAUUACCUAAAACAUCUACAAAUUAAUAACCUAUUUUGUAGUAGCUAUGCUGAUUGCUGUCCUCCCCCCAUCCUGCCCCAAUAGACAAGACCAUAUAUGAGGCAAAAUGGGCAGCCGCACCUCUGUGUGACUAAAGUGAGUAAAGAGAGUGACUGACUAGUAAACCAUGGCAAUCACAUAAGCACCAAUCACAAAGUCAGAAGAUUAGUUUUCUUUUAUUAACAGGAGGUGAUGUCACUUUCUUUAUAUAUAGUAUAUAUAUAAUAUAUAUUUUUGUGUUGUUGUUGGUUUCGAAUGUUAUGCACUUUUUAAUGUUUGUAAACUUUUACUAAUGAAUAGUGUAAUUGCUUCCUGAAUAUAUUAAUCAUCAGUUAAAACAUCUUUGUGGCCACAGCUGUUUGUUUCUACCAUAUGUAUCAUAGUACUUGUCACCUGAAAUUCUUUCGUGAGAUGUGUGGAGAAAAAACAAACACUUCUGAUCAGUAUUAUGAGCUCAUUUAUUAGUGUUAAUAAAAAACAAGCCAGCAGUAUGCUUGUGGCUCAUUAGUGUAAUAUUAACUCUCACCUUUUAUUGUUUGGAAGCUGAAUGCCUCGCUGUCUUACUAGCUGUCAAAUGCCCUAUCUUCUUGGUAACAGAAGUAGUCCAUUUGCUUUGAAAAUACUGUUAGCCUUAAACUAAUUAUUUAUUUGUUUCACUUGAUGUUCCUUUCAAAUUUAACACAGUAUUAUUAAUCUUUUUCUUUUUUAAUUAUUUUUCCCUCCCCUUGCUCUUGCAUUAAGUCUUCAAGCUGAACUAGUUGCCCCUUUGUCAUGGACUAGUUACUGUCAAUCUAGCACAAACACCAGAAGGAAAUAAGAUUCUAGGGCUUUUUACAGUGUUACUUUAUUGAUGAUCCAUCAAACAUCAUCAAUAAAAUGUUGUGGGAAAAGGCAAUAAUGGAAUAAAUAAUUACAGUACAUUAAA
Messenger RNA from Strigops habroptila (Kakapo), 3779 nucleotides. RefSeq names its product cAMP-dependent protein kinase inhibitor alpha (gene PKIA). Gene Ontology annotation, cellular component: cytoplasm; nucleus. The record is from RefSeq and is a predicted model, not a curated record. Gene Ontology annotation, molecular function: cAMP-dependent protein kinase inhibitor activity. Bases 1207 to 1437 code for a protein of 76 amino acids. NCBI's taxonomy places the organism in Eukaryota, Metazoa, Chordata, Aves, Psittaciformes, Psittacidae. The transcript has 3 exons. Gene Ontology annotation, biological process: negative regulation of cAMP-dependent protein kinase activity.